Messenger RNA from Heterobasidion irregulare TC 32-1, 1890 nucleotides. RefSeq lists its product as uncharacterized. Gene Ontology annotation, cellular component: HULC complex; nucleus. Bases 48 to 1685 code for a protein of 545 amino acids. The record is from RefSeq and is a predicted model, not a curated record. NCBI's taxonomy places the organism in Eukaryota, Fungi, Basidiomycota, Agaricomycetes, Russulales, Bondarzewiaceae. Gene Ontology annotation, molecular function: ubiquitin protein ligase activity; metal ion binding. The transcript has 10 exons.
AGCAGCCGUCCCCUCCUUCAGAGGUGUUUAUUCCUAACGGAGUCACCAUGCCUACGCUGGAGGGUUGGCAACAGUUGGCUGAGUUCCGUGAAUCGGUAGUCCUCAACCUGCGCAAGGAAAAUAUCGGGUUGCAAGAAGAUAUUCGGAAGAUGAGAGCGGAGGCAAUGGUUUUGGGAGAAAAUAUAGUGUCUAACUCCCAUGUUUAUCAGGCUCUUCGCACCUCUGCUUCCCAAUUAGAGCUCAUCAAUCGAGAGUUGCGCGAGAAAAUCCAGCAAGGCCAAAAACGGGAGGCCGACCUGCUCCAAAAUCGCAGUCAAUGGGAGGAAGAAGUGACUGCGAAUCUGGAGCGGACGAAGGAAGAUCUUCGUAACAUGCUGGUGAGGCGUGACAUUGAAAAUGCAAGACUGCGCGAGCAGCGGGACCAAGCCGCUGCCGACGUACAUGAGCGCAAGCAGAAGGAGCAUUUUAGGCGACAGGCCCUUCAAGAAUGCGAAGCGCUUGCUCAAUCUCGUUCAGAACGACUGGCAGUGCUGCAAUCUGAGGUCUCUCGACUCAAAGCUCUCAUUGCAGCGCGGGCAGGGGACGCGGAUCUCGCGGAUUUCCUUUCCCAAGAGAAGGGUGAAGAUAUUACCUACGUCGACGAUCUCAAGAAGCGACUGGAAGAGUCGAAGAUUCGGGCCAUGGCACUGGAAGAAUCCCUCAGCCGCUGUCAGGGGGAGAAUAUCGAGGUCGCGCAGCAUAUACGGCGUGAAGCAGAGACGCGGGAGCAGCUAGCAGCAACGAAAAAGCUUCUCCAGCAGUAUCAGUCAAUAUACGGCGAGUCCUCCAGCUUACCGCCGGAGAUCACACAUCUCUCAGAGCAGCUGAGAAUUAAAGAAGAGGAAGUGACUCGAUUGAGACUCCAGGAGACUCAGCGAGCCCAAGCAGAGGCACCGUUGUAUGCGGAGCUGGAUAAGCUAUCCGCUGCAUGGGAACAGCUGGAUCGGCAGGUGAAGAGCAAAGUCUUUGACUUGACGGCCGCGGAAGAUCGGAUGGAGAAGGUCACCUUGGAGAAAGCGAAGUCGGAGAACAAGUUCUAUGCCGCGAUGCGUGAAAAGGACGCUCUCGUCGCAGAGUCGAAGAACAUGGCGCGGGUCAUCGAGAAGCAAAGCAAGCUGGUGGAAAAGUUGACUAAUUCAGAAAAAGAGCUCAAUAAGGAGAUAAUACACCUAUUGCAAGAGCAAGCAACACGAAAGUUGACACUUGAGACUUGGCAAGUUACCUUCCAAGAAAAUGAACGCAUGAUACAACUAUGGCAUGCGCGUGCAGAAGAAAAACACCUCCUAGUCUCUCAGAUCAAUAAGGUUUCCAAGACUCGAGAAGAGAGGUAUGAGUUGACCAGGGAAGAACUGCGUACUGCCAAUGAGCGGCUGCUGAAGGCUGAACUAGCGCUUGCCAGCUCAAAGGCUAAGCCGCUGACCGUUUCACAGAAGGAAGCAGCUUUGACGAAAGAAGUGGAGAAUUGCAUGAAAAUCCUCAAGUGUUCGAUAUGUCAUUCGCACAUGCGAGAUACGGUUAUCACAAAGUGCAUGCAUUCGUUCUGCAAAUCGUGUGUUGAUGAUCGCAUCUCGACACGACAGCGCAAAUGCCCUGCAUGUAAUCUACAAUUUGCCCAGUCGGAAGUGCAGCCGCUAUAUUUUCAGUAACCUUUCGCUCGAUCUCUGUUUCUGGCGGGUACUUGUUGGUACCCCUCGUUGUUUAUUCCUUCAGUUUGCGUUGAGUUGUUCUUUGUUGUUACUCUAUACACCUGGUGCUCAGUUUGUUCCUUUCCCGUCCCAGUUGGUUUACACGCUCAUGUUGAUGUAUCUCAUCGUUCACUACAGUUGUUGCCGUGGCUUACCUGGCAGUGUC